UCGGUUAUUUGGCUCCUUGAAAGCUCCAUUUACAACUUUUUCACGAUCUCUACGAAGAACCAGAACCACAAAAUGUCCUGCGGAGAUAACGAUACCCAAGAACAGGAGCAGCUCAUGCCUCGCCGGAGGCAAGUUCGUCGUGUAGACAAAUCCAUCUGCCAAAAAUGCCGUCAAACAAAGAGCAUGUACAUUAUUCGCAAUGUCACGUUCUGCAAGACAUGCUUUGAAGCAGCAGUCUUUUCACGAUUCACCAAAUCUCUCCACCCUCCACUCAAAUCUCCCACGUCCUCCAGAAGCGCCGCUUCGUCCGGCUAUCGCCCGCCCGCCCAAUCUGGGUCGGCAUUGAUCGCUCUCUCUACCGGAUGUGGAUCUACGACGCUUUUGGAUCUGUUAUUGACUAGGCGGUAUAUCGGGAAAGGUGAUGAUCGGGUGGUUGAUAAGACAAAGGGGGAGAAGGAACCUGUAUGGCGAAAGGGGUGGGUAUGUUAUGUUGAUUUCUCGAGUGUGGUUGGUGAGAUUGAACGUCAAGGUGAAGGUCAAGGUCAACGGGAAGGAUCCAGGAUGGAGGAGGUGAAGAAGUGGGUGGAAGGGAGGGAGAAUGGGUUGGGAUGGGUGGGUCUUAGGGCGGAGGACGUUUUUGAUAGAGGGCUGAGAAAUCGGUUAAGGCUUUUGGCUGGGCUGCCUAUUCGGGACGACAAGCAAGAGGUAGCGGCGCAAUGGGCUGUGGAUCUCAAGGACCAUGCACUCCCUCUUUCCUCUCCGUCCUCCUCCUCGUCCCCAUCACCAACACCUCUCACCCAUCUCCGUAACCUCCUCAGCUCUCUCCCUCCCUCUUCCCGCCCACAGCUCCUCUCCCACAUCCUCUCUUCCCUGUUAACCACCGUCGCCCACACCUUGCCUCAUAUCUCCCAUGUGCUUAUGGGGGAAACGUCGACAAGGCAGGCAGAGAGGUUGAUCAGCGGUACAGCAUUGGGCAGGGGGUGGCAACUCCCUCUUGAAUUGGCAGCUGUCCGUGCCGAACCGGCUUUAUCUUCUCUCGAGCACCUCAUCACCUCUGCGGAAGCAGAAGCGGAAGGAGAAAAUAAAGAGAAUAUUGGGUUUACAUGGCUGAAACCGAUGUCGGAUUUGACGGCAAAAGAAGCAGCCAUCUAUUGCCAUCUCCGCUCCCUUUCUUCAUUCACAUACAAUGCUCGGCACUGGGAUUCUGCAGGUCCACCCCCUGCGGCUGGGAAGACGAAAGGAGGGGUGAAGAGUUUGGAGAUGUUGACGGAGAAUUUUAUCGCGGGACUGGGAGCUAGCCAUCCCGCGACGGUAUCGACUAUCAAUAGAACAGGAGCGAAAUUGGUCUUUCCUGGCAAGGAGGAGGAUAGGCCUUAUUGUCCUGUUUGCCAAAUGCCUGUGGAUCCCUCGGCGCUAGAAUGGAAGUCCCGUACAGCGUUGACUUUUUUGUCGACUAAAACGGAACCCACGGCGAUCAGCAAGCAACAACAGCCUCAGCAUGGCGAGACCGAGGCGCUUGCGCCAUUGUUAUGUUAUUCAUGUUUGACAACAUUGACUCCUCCGACGGUUGUAUCCAAGGCAAAGGCAAAGGCCCAAACGGCGGGUUUGACUGUGAAUGGUGACGAGCCUGUAUUGUUACCUGUUUGGGUGAAUGAAGGUGUGAAGAGACGCCAGAUGGGGAGGAGGGAGAUGAAGGAUGAGAUCAAAGAGUUUUUGAUAGAAGAGUAGCAGAUGUGUUUGCAUGGAUCUACCUGCAUAAAAGUAAUUUUAUAAUCCUUUUUCCUUCAACUUUCUCUCCACGAUCUUCUCCACAAUCCCCUCUA
Messenger RNA from Cryptococcus deneoformans JEC21, 1823 nucleotides. RefSeq names its product expressed protein. Bases 73 to 1728 code for a protein of 551 amino acids. Gene Ontology annotation, biological process: tRNA wobble position uridine thiolation. Gene Ontology annotation, molecular function: tRNA binding; sulfurtransferase activity. The transcript has 4 exons. Lineage: Eukaryota; Fungi; Basidiomycota; Tremellomycetes; Tremellales; Cryptococcaceae. The record is from RefSeq and is a predicted model, not a curated record. Gene Ontology annotation, cellular component: cytosol.